Pogonomyrmex barbatus (red harvester ant) is the source of this 3070-nucleotide messenger RNA. Its product is annotated as ATP-dependent DNA/RNA helicase DHX36. Gene Ontology annotation, cellular component: cytoplasm; nucleus; intracellular anatomical structure. NCBI's taxonomy places the organism in Eukaryota, Metazoa, Arthropoda, Insecta, Hymenoptera, Formicidae. Gene Ontology annotation, molecular function: DNA helicase activity; RNA helicase activity; ATP binding. The record is from RefSeq and is a predicted model, not a curated record.
AUGUCGCAUCGACAUGGUUUUAGAGGCAUUCCACAUUCCUUCGCGCGUCGUAACAGAGAAGAACAGUCACAGUCAUCUCCAUCCCAACGUGGAAUGGCACACAAUCGAAGACCUCCUGGGCUAAGAGGAAAAGAAAUAGGAUUAUAUUACAGAAACAAAAAUAGAGAGAGACAAAAGGAGACUUCAAUGCUCAAAUUUUCACAUGAAGUACAGCAAAGAAUUGAAGCUAUAUUGAACAAGUCCAAGAGCUUUUAUGAUUCAUUUUCUCAUGAAAAUUCCAACCUUGGACAUGACAAAUAUCAUAAAAUUCAUGAUAUUCAAUUUAAAAGAAAAUUUUUAAACAUUGUAUAUGGUGAUAUGCAGGAAAACAUUGCCAAAGCUAUGAAUUUGACAUCAAAGUUGCAAAGAAAUAGUAACUUGGAUAAAAUAUUACAAGAUGAAUACAAAGAAAAGCAAAGUCAGAAUGAUUAUCAAAAUAUGUUGGCAUUUCGAUCAAAAUUACCAGCAUAUAAAAAAAAAUCAGAAAUAUUGCAGUUGAUUGAAGAUAAUCAAGUUGUUGUUAUUAGUGGGGAAACUGGCUGUGGUAAAACUACACAAGUCGCACAAUUCAUAUUGGAUGAUGAAUUGGAAACUGGAAAUGGUAGCAUUACUCGAAUAGUUUGCACACAGCCUAGAAGAAUCUCAGCUAUUUCUGUUGCCGAGCGAGUAGCUGCAGAAAGAGCAGAGAAGCUUGGAAAAUCUGUUGGUUAUCAAAUACGACUUGAAAAAAUUUCCUCACGCGAACAAGGAAGCAUAUUGUUUUGUACUACUGGUAUAUUAUUGCAAUUUAUGAAGAUUGAUCCAGCAUUAAAAAGUUUCUCUCAUGUAAUACUGGAUGAAAUUCACGAGCGUACCACGGAAAGUGAUUUUGUUAUUACAUUAUUAAAACAAGUUAUUCCAAAAAGAACAGAUUUGAAAGUUCUUUUGAUGAGUGCAACAUUGAAUGCCGAAAGCUUUUCAAAAUAUUAUAACAAUUGUCCAAUGUUACACAUACCAGGAUUCACCUUUCCUGUAAAGGAAUUUUAUUUAGAAGAUAUUUUGUCACUUUUAGAUCAUAAAUUUCCUGAGCCACCACCAGAACCUACAGGCUACAGGAAACAUUUGAAAAGAUACAAAGAACAACAACAUAAGAAAGAAGAAUUCUUAGAUGUAAUACAACCUUAUGUUAGACAACUUAUAGCUGAAAAGAAACAUGACAUACGUGUUAUUCAGCAAUUACGGAAUCCGCUUAGUGAAGAUCUUUCAUUGAUUCUAAUAGAAAAACUAGUUAGAUAUAUUUGUAAUACGAAAGAUCCUGGAGCUAUUCUUAUUUUUUUACCUGGUAUGAUGGAUAUAUCAAACUUGUGUAAAAUGAUGUUAGGGCCUGAUUAUCCAAGUGACAAAUACAUCAUUUAUCCUCUUCAUUCACGCAUGCCUACAGUUGAUCAGAAACUUAUAUUUAGAGAACCUCCUCGUGGCGUUCGUAAAAUAAUUAUUGCAACUUCAAUCGCUGAAACGUCAAUAACUAUAGAAGAUGUUGUGUAUGUAAUAGAUAGCGGAAGAACAAAGUUCGGAAAAUUUGAUGUGGAAAAAAAUAUUCAGACUUUAGAGCCUGAAUGGGUAUCCUUAGCUAAUGCUAAGCAAAGACGUGGUAGAGCUGGCAGAGUUAAAAGUGGGGAGUGCUAUCAUAUGUAUACAAAAGCUCGAGAAAUGACAUUUGCUCAAUAUCCAUUGCCAGAGAUGUUGAGAACACGCUUAGAGGAGGUAAUUUUGCAAAUAAAAAUUUUGCAGCUGGGAAAAGUCAAACAGUUUCUAGCUACUGUCAUGGAUCCGCCAGAUUUAAAAGCUAUUCAUCUGUCUCUCAAUUUACUUGAAACACUUAAUGCUCUUGAUGAACAUGAGAAUUUGACUCCUUUGGGUUAUCAUUUAGCACAUUUACCACUUGAUCCCAGAACAGGAAAAAUGAUCCUAUGGGGUGCAUUGUUCUCUUGUGCCGAGCCAAUAUUUGCUAUUGCUGCUAGUCUCACAUUUAAAGAUGCUUUUUAUUGUCCACUGGGGAAAGAAGAAAUAGCUAAUAGUAAAAAGCUGGAACUUAGCAUGGAACAAUUUAGUGAUCAUGUUGCUCUCGCGGAAGCUCUAAGAAGAUAUGAAGCUACACGUCAAAGAGGAAAUGCUCGCCAGUUUUGUCGAGAUUAUUUCUUGUCUUUUAAUACACUGAAACUUCUUUCCGAAAUGAAAACGCAAUUUGCUCAAUAUUUAUGCGAGAUGAAAUUUCUGGAUAGCGAAAAUCCGAGUGAUAAAAAUGCCAACAUAAAUUCGGAUAACAUAGCGUUAAUAAAAGCCAUUGUCUGCGCAGGAUUAUAUCCUAAUGUAGCUGUUGUAAGGAAAAUUACUAAAAAUGGACCAAUUGCUUGGACGCCGGAAGAUGGUAGCGUACGUAUACAUCCGUCGAGCGUAAACAGCAAAGUUCCCUCAUUUCCUAGUCAGUACUUGACAUACUUCACGAAACAGCGUUCUACUGCGAUAUUUUUACAUGACACUACAUGUAUAAGUGUACCAAUGUUAUUGUUUGCCGGACAGAAUAUGUCGAUAAGGCGAGAAAGAGGAUAUUAUGUAAUUAAUACAUUGAAUUUUUCGGAAAAUAUUAUUUGUGAAUCGAACACUGCGGAAAUGAUACAGGAACUUCAACGUGCUCUAAAUAGUUUACUGGAAUAUAAGAUUACGAAUCCAGCAAUGGUAUCUUGGUCAACUUUCGAAGGAGAUUUGUUAAAUGCAAUCAUCCAACUGGUAUCUCAGACAAAUCAAGAAAUGGGUUUUGAUAAUAUGCGCGAAAAUGCAUCUUUGGACGAAGAUUCUACUGAUGAAUAUUGAUUAAUUGUUCAUUAAUAUAUUAUAAAUAUUAAUUUAUUCAAUGGCUUUGAUAUUAUUGUUCCGAAAUAUAAAUAAUGUCGAAAAAUUUAUUCUAAAAAAGCUGUUUCUCAUCGAUUUUUAGCUUUCGUAAAAUAUUACUUUUAUUAUCAAAUAGCAUACAAGCAAAUAUAAAUGUACCAAA